CCCUCGUUUUUUCUGAUCCUGUUGGAAAUAUUCUCGUCACCUCACGAUCCAACUAACCCAUCCAGCAACAAUGGCCGCUGAAACCGCUCGAUCUGGCCUGGCCGUCGGCCUCAACAAGGGUCACAAAACCACUCCCCGUGUCGUCAAGCCCCGUGUUUCCCGAACCAAGGGUCACCUGAGCAAGCGCACUGCUUUCGUCCGUGAGGUCGUCAAGGAGGUUGCUGGCCUUGCUCCCUACGAGCGCCGAGUCAUUGAGUUGCUCCGCAACUCCAAGGACAAGCGUGCCCGUAAGCUCGCCAAGAAGAGACUCGGUACCUUCGGCCGUGCCAAGGCCAAGGUCGACGAGCUCCAGCGCGUCAUUGCUGAGGCCCGCCGUACUGGUCACUAAAUCAACCCGAUUUGAUCUGAUUUUUUUUGGGAAUCUGGCACCGAACGGGGUUCGCAUGGAUUGGCGUGGUCACGAUUUGAUCGAUUAAAAAAUUAACGGCUUGGACGCGCCGUGGCAGGGAUUUAGCUGCGGAUCACCGGAAUACCAACACUUUCAAGAGACUUAUGGCGUAAUGAUCAAGCCAUGUUCCAA
Fusarium oxysporum Fo47 is the source of this 580-nucleotide messenger RNA. Its product is annotated as 60S ribosomal protein eL36. The record is from RefSeq and is a predicted model, not a curated record. The transcript has 4 exons. NCBI's taxonomy places the organism in Eukaryota, Fungi, Ascomycota, Sordariomycetes, Hypocreales, Nectriaceae. Gene Ontology annotation, biological process: cytoplasmic translation. Gene Ontology annotation, molecular function: structural constituent of ribosome. The coding region runs from base 71 to 388 and encodes 105 amino acids. Gene Ontology annotation, cellular component: cytosolic large ribosomal subunit; ribosome.